GUCCCUUUAAGAGAAGGGGGAGAGCUAGCCCCUUUCAGCCAUCCUGGCCUGUCAUCCAUCCCUGCCAAAUCCGAAAAGGAAAAUGAAAGAGGGACCAAGAGGAACAGGUCCCAGCUGUCUCCCAAGCUCCUGCGCUCAGCUCUAAGCACAGGCCCCAGGCAUCAUGGGGGAGUGGGCGUUCCUAGGUUCCCUGCUGGACGCGGUGCAGCUGCAGUCGCCGCUCGUGGGUCGCCUCUGGCUGGUGAUCAUGCUGAUCUUCCGCAUCCUGGUGCUGGCCACGGUGGGAGGUGCGGUGUUCGAGGACGAGCAGGAGGAGUUCGUGUGCAACACGCUGCAGCCCGGCUGUCGCCAAACCUGCUACGACCGCGCCUUCCCGGUGUCCCACUACCGCUUCUGGCUCUUCCACAUCCUGCUGCUGUCGUUCUCCAAGUCAUCAGUUACCCGCACAUCCAUCUCCUGUGGCUGCCUUUCCCCGGCCCCUGCAGAAGCUGUGCAGGGUCAGCUGUGCCCAGGCUCCCCCACAGCUUCUUCAAGCCCUGCUAACUCCAUCUGA
Molecule: messenger RNA, 553 nt
Organism: Cricetulus griseus (Chinese hamster)
Lineage: Eukaryota; Metazoa; Chordata; Mammalia; Rodentia; Cricetidae
Source: RefSeq, a predicted model, not a curated record